Messenger RNA from Prosopis cineraria, 2044 nucleotides. Its product is annotated as protein DETOXIFICATION 51-like. The coding region runs from base 279 to 1871 and encodes 530 amino acids. The transcript has a single exon. Gene Ontology annotation, biological process: xenobiotic detoxification by transmembrane export across the plasma membrane. Gene Ontology annotation, cellular component: membrane. Lineage: Eukaryota; Viridiplantae; Streptophyta; Magnoliopsida; Fabales; Fabaceae. The record is from RefSeq and is a predicted model, not a curated record. Gene Ontology annotation, molecular function: xenobiotic transmembrane transporter activity; antiporter activity.
CUUCACAUACAUUCACUCACAACACAAAGCAGUAACAAAGCCCAUCCAUCAUCUAUCCCUCUAUCUCUAUUCACACAUCCACUGGUUGGUCGCUUUGUUUGUUAGCCAAUUUGGCCAUCUUUUCUCCCUUCCCAGGUUACAGAAACAGAGUGCUCUUUACGAGAGUAUCUCUCUUCCUCUGCUUCUUCUUUCUUCCCUGAUCCUCCCCUUCCAUCUACCUUACGUACCCGCCUCUGCCCCUUAUUUUAAACUCUUCUUCUUCUUCUUCUUCCGAGGACAUGUGUGAAUCAAUUGCUUCCAGGUCCAUGGAUGAAAGUCAAAAGACAUCUCUCAAGUCGCCCACCCAUCUGGUGGUCGAUCUCUUGCUGCCUCCCUAUACAUUCAUUAACCCAGAAAAGCAGACAGCACAAUGGUUAACGUAUUCGACCCUGCGAGAGAUUGUGUCGGAAGUCAAAUCCCUCUUCAUUCUGGCUUUCCCCAUUGCUCUCACCGCUCUCGUUUUUUACUCUCGCUCCAUCGUCUCCAUGCUCUUCCUGGGUCACCUGGGUGAUCUCCCUCUGGCUGCGGGGUCGCUGGCCAUCGCCUUCGCCAACAUCACCGGCUACUCCGUCCUGUCGGGCCUUGCUCUAGGCAUGGAGCCGCUCUGCUCCCAGGCCUUCGGCGCCAAACGUCCCAAGCUUCUGUCUUUGACCCUCCAUCGCUGCGUGAUUUUCCUCUUGCUCUGCUCCGUACCCAUUUCCCUCCUCUGGCUCAACAUCUCCAGAAUCCUCCUACUCUUACACCAGGACCCUCAUAUCAGCCGCAUGGCUCGCACGUACCUCCUCUUCGUUCUCCCCGACCUCGUCGCCAACUCCUUCAUUCAUCCCCUCCGCAUUUACCUCCGAGCCCAGGGAAUCACCCACCCUCUCACGUUAGCCUCCCUCGCCGGCACCGUCCUCCAUCUGCCCUUCAACUUCCUACUCGUCAUCCACCUCCGCCUCGGCGUGGCAGGAGUGGCCGCAGCCUCCGCCGCCUCCAACUUCUCCAUUUUGCUAUUCCUCGUUGCUUAUGUUUGGAUGACGAGGAUACACGAGCCCACGUGGACGAAACCGAGCAGAGAGUGUUUGAGUGGCUGGGAGCCGCUGCUUCGGCUGGCCGCGCCGAGCUGUGCAUCGGUUUGCUUGGAAUGGUGGUGGUACGAGAUCAUGAUCAUUUUGUGCGGGCUACUGGUGGACCCCAGGGCGACCGUGGCUUCCAUGGGCAUAUUGAUCCAAACGACGUCGUUGAUCUACGUGUUCCCAUCAUCGCUCGGGUUCGCGGUGUCCACUCGGGUCGGAAACGAGCUAGGGGCAGCCAGGCCCUGCCGGGCGAAAUUAUCGGCCGUCGUAUCUGUGUUCAUCGCGUCCGUGAUGGGCUUCUCCGCCACGAUAUUCGCUUCCGCUAUAAGGUACAGGUGGGGCCGCAUGUUCACUGACGACGACCAGAUCCUACGGUUGACCUCGGCGGCAUUGCCCAUCCUAGGGCUGUGCGAGCUAGGUAACUGUCCGCAAACGGUGGGGUGCGGCGUCGUGAGAGGGACAGCGCGACCCACCAUGGCCGCUAACGUGAACCUGAGCGCAUUCUAUCUGGUGGGGAUGCCCGUGGCAGUUGGGCUCGGGUUCUGGCUCGAUCUUGGGUUUCGCGGGCUUUGGUUGGGCCUGCUGUGUGCCCAGGUUUGCUGCGCGGGGCUCAUGUUGUAUGAGAUUGGGACCACCGAUUGGGAAUUCCAAGCCUGCCGCGCCCAGCUCCUGACGUCCGUCGAUAAUUCAGAGAAGGGAUCAGGUGUUGAUGAUAACGAUAUGGACGGCCAGCAGGAGCCACUGAUGAGCAUCACGGUCACGGCCUCGUCCUGAUUGACCGACCCAAAAGCCGACGUCCACAUCUGAUUUUGAUUUUUUUUAUAAUUGAUUUGUAAUUUUUUUAGAACAAUAGUGAAUUAAUUUUUUUUUUAGAAGGGAGAAAUGAAGCAGACUGAUUUGGAUUGUGUGAUUCGCCACAUACUACUAAUCAAUAAAUUUAUUUGUUU